UCUCUGGUACAAGGAAAAAACUAAAAAGAAUUUUUAAUAUCCUGUCAAAUACUCUGGCCUGAGUCGAAAGGGACAGUUUUGUCCGAAAGUAAUAGGAUGGCAGUUUUGGGAAGUGCGAGUCGGCUAAUUCAAUUUGCCAGGUGCAGUAACUAUGUUAGUUUAUGUGUGAGUGCAUCUCUCAGACGGCAGUCUACAGCAGCUGCAGCUGCGUUUGCCAAUCCUGCUCCACCAGAAACACAUGAAAACAGAAAGCCCAAAACUGGAAUUCUUAUGCUGAACAUGGGUGGACCAGAAAAACUAGAAGAUGUUCAUGAUUUCCUGUUGCGACUUUUCAUGGACACAGAUUUGAUGACACUUCCUGUUCAGAACAAACUGGGUCCUUUCAUUGCCAAGCGUCGAACCCCAAAGAUUCAGGAGCAGUACAGUAAGAUAGGGGGUGGCUCUCCCAUUAAAGCCUGGACCACCACGCAGGGGGAGGGGAUGAUCAAACUACUAAAUGAGAUGUGUCCAGACACUGCUCCACACAAGUUCUACAUCGGUUUCCGCUAUGUUCACCCGUUGACGGAGGAAGCCAUUGAGGAGAUGGAGAAAGAUGGAAUUGAGAGGGCAGUGGCUUUUACCCAGUACCCUCAGUACAGUUGCUCCACUACAGGAAGCAGUCUGAAUGCCAUUUACCGUUACUACAGUAGCCGAGGGGAUAGGCCUAAGAUGCGCUGGAGCGUGAUUGACAGAUGGCCUACCCAUCCUUUGCUCAUUGAGUGCUUCGCUCAACACGUGAAGAAUGAGCUGGAGAAGUUUCCUGCUGAUAAGAGAGAUGAUGUUGUCAUUCUGUUCUCAGCCCACUCUCUUCCCAUGUCUGUGGUGAACAGAGGUGACCCAUAUCCUCAGGAGGUCGGAGCUACUGUACAGAGAGUAAUGGAGAGACUACAGCACUGUAAUCCUUACCGUCUAGUCUGGCAGUCAAAGGUGGGUCCAAUGCCGUGGUUGGGCCCUCAGACUGAUGAGGUCAUAAAAGGCCUGUGUCAGAGGGGGAAGAAAAACCUGCUCCUUGUACCCAUUGCCUUCACCAGCGACCACAUCGAGACCCUACAUGAACUGGACAUUGAGUACUCCCAGAUACUGGGAGAGGAGUGUGGUGUGGAGAACAUUAGACGAGCAGAAUCCCUGAAUGGAAACCCUCUCUUCUUUAAGGCACUUGCUGACCUUGUGCAGUCCCACCUGAAGUCGAAUGAGCCUUGUUCUCGGCAGCUGACCUUGCGUUGCCCUCUGUGUGUGAACCCUACAUGCGGCCAGACAAAGGCCUUCUUCGCCAAUCAGAAGCUCUGACCUGGCUUGCUCCACUCUGCCUCGCCCCGCCCCGCCCUGCCUUG
Molecule: messenger RNA, 1370 nt
Organism: Chanos chanos (milkfish)
Lineage: Eukaryota; Metazoa; Chordata; Actinopteri; Gonorynchiformes; Chanidae
Gene: fech
Product: ferrochelatase
Exons: 11
Coding region: 97-1326 (409 amino acids)
Biological process (GO): heme biosynthetic process
Cellular component (GO): mitochondrion
Molecular function (GO): protoporphyrin ferrochelatase activity
Source: RefSeq, a predicted model, not a curated record